This is a messenger RNA of Xenopus laevis (African clawed frog), 1915 nucleotides long. RefSeq names its product C-type lectin 1-like. The coding region runs from base 1413 to 1643 and encodes 76 amino acids. The record is from RefSeq and is a predicted model, not a curated record. NCBI's taxonomy places the organism in Eukaryota, Metazoa, Chordata, Amphibia, Anura, Pipidae. The transcript has 3 exons.
CACCUCCUCCUCAGUCCUCUUGAGCUGUGUGAUUCUCAGAGUGUCAUUGUCUGACGGUGAGUAUGGAAGGGAAGGAGGCAGAUCAGGAGGGCAGAAUGUUAUUCAAGGGUCUAAAAGGUGAUUUGCCCUUAAUGUGUGGGGAUCGGGCCUGUUGCAGCAUAUCCACAGAAUGGGGACAGGGACAAAUGACCUGGUGAUUCCUGUGUCAAGGCUUCAACUACCCAGACUGAUUUUGCUUUAUAGUAUAAAGACAAAACAUUGCAUACAGGUUCCUAUGAUGUAGCAGUUUUUAGAAUAGCCUAAAACAACCUGAACAACCAGAUGGUCAUUUAUAUUGCAAAUUUGAGAUUAACAGCACAAAAGGAGCCAUUAUUCGAAACAAAAUACAAAUAGACUAAAAAAUAAAGAUCAUUUGCAAAUUGUGUUUUAAGGUUACAUAGGUAAUCCGCAGUACCAAUCAACUGUAUUCUCACAGGAUUCAUUGUUUAAAACAGGAGCAAAUUAUACUAGAAUUUGCUUUUCGUGGACAGUAAUACGUGACUACCAACUAAAGCCAAGUUACAAUGAAAAAUUCAUAAAUGAUUGAUGAUUCUGUUCUGCACACUUUAUUGCUUUGUAUGUUGUGUUGUUUUGUAUUUUGUAUUGCUUUGUAAUGCGACUGGUAGAUUGGUCAAAUGGUGGGGGUGUAGUUUGUGGAAAGUAAAAAUGACAAAGAUUUAUUUGGAUUUGAGAUUGGUCACCAGGGCACAUACAAGAAUGUAUUCCAAAUGCUGAAGGGUGGCUUUGGGGACCACAGUUUUAUUCUAAACUUUUCAGUCCAAUCAGACUAUGUAACGUCUUACUGUAGCGGACCCGAAGCUUAUAUUCUUGACCAGUAGGAAACAUACAGCAUAUACACAUAAGUAUAAACUCUCCAUGCUUUGGAAUGUGAAUAUUAAACAGUCAUGCUUAACAAACAUCUGUAUAUCUCACAGCUGCCCCACUUUCAAUAUAAAAUAAGUGUCAGUGGAGGUUCUGUAGUCACAAAGUGUAAAGCCACUUUAAAUUAAAUAUGAUAAUAUAUCCCCUGAGCAGUACAAUCAGAUCACUAACUAAGCAGGCACAUGCAACAGUCUAUUGGGCACGAAUAUGCAGGUUUUACCAUUUAGAUUUAAUCAGAUUACAGUUAGAUGGCUCAAAUGUAACAUUUUGGCUCCACUUAUACAACUAUUUGAGAGUUCGUUAGAAAGCUGCCAUAUCAGCCAAACAAAUCUGAUCAUGCAUGACAAGAAUUUGAGGACAUUGUAUGAGCAAUUCUCUGGUUCACUAAUAUCAAUCUUAUCUCAUCUAUUAGUUUAAAUGUGUCAGUUAUGGAUAUGGUGCACAUUUGGCCUCCAUCUUCGAUAAUUCUGAAGCUGACAUAAUUGCAAGCCAUGUGUUUGCUUAUCCAGCCAAUGGGGAUGUCUGGAUAUGUCUCUGAACAGAACCUUAGAUGGAAGUGGAAUUAUGGCUCAAUGUAUAAUUACAGAAAUUGGAAAAACGGAGAGCCAAAUAAUAUCAAUAAUGAAUAUUGUGGAGAGCUGGCAGUAGAAACCAAAUUCAUCAGCUGGAAUGAUGCCCCAUGUUGCACACAAAACCACUUUAUGUGUAAAUUUAAAACAUAAGGACCUUUCCACCAAGACAACACUAGGAUGUGGAGCCUAAUGCUGAAUACAUUUUUUGUCAUACAGUAAUGAUGUCUGCUAAUUAUUAAGAAGAAAGUCAAGUGAGCUGUUCAGUAUUGUGGAAUAAGAUGAGGUGCAUGAUGAACCAAUUCUUAUGACGUUACAGCUGUCUGCUCUCCUCUAAUGUAGGAUAUCCCUAUCUUAAAGGGAUUCUGUCAUGAUUUUUAUGAUGUAUUUUUUAUUUCUAAAUUACACUGUUUAUAAUGUAAAUA